CCAGCCAGACAUGGGAAUCGUCAGUAAAAAAUACUUGGAGACCAUCAUAGAAAAAGUUCAGAAAGCAACGCAGGUCAACCAAUGGCGAAAUACAUCUACUGUAAUUGAAUGGUUCAAAAAAACACCAACUGAUACAAAGUCAAAAUUCAUCAAAUUCGACAUUGUCGAAUUUUACCUUUCUAUCUCCGAAGAACUACUCGAUAAAGCAAUUAAUUUUGCAAGAGCUGCUGUACCAAUCGACAACAAAGUCGUCGAUAUAAUAAGACACAGUCGGAAGUCCUUGUUAUUUGAUAAAUCAUCGACUUGGGUUAAAAAAGGAAACGUUCUUUUCGAUGUAACAAUGGGUUCAUUCGAUGGAGCGGAGAUCUGUGAGUUAGUUGGACUAUAUAUAUUAAAAAAGAUCAGCAAAAUUAUCGAUAUCAAACAUGUCGGUCUAUACAGAGACGAUGGACUUGCAAUUAUCCAAAACGCCAAUGGACCACGAAUGAACAAAAUUCGAAAGGACAUCAUCACCUUGUUUAAGGAAGACAAAUUGUCAGUAACUAUCGAAACGAACUUGAUUGAAACAGACUUUUUGGAUGUAUCAUUUAACGUCAACAGUAAAACCUACAAACCCUACAGGAAACCCAACAACGAUCCGCUAUAUAUUAACAUUAAUUCGAACCACCCGAAUACUGUAUUAAAAGUCAUUCCGACGAUGGUCAAUGAAAGAUUAAUUGCGACAUCCUGUAACAAAAAAGCAUUUGAUGACGCAAAGCCAUUAUACGAAGCUUCACUCUCCGCCAGCGGAUUUGAAAGCACAAUGACAUACGCGAAUAAACCCAAGCAACGCCCUAAUCGCCAAAGGAAGAUAAUUUGGUUCAACCCGCCGUUCAGUAAAAAUGUUAAAACAGACAUUGGACGAUCAUUUCUCAAAAUUGUUAGAAAAAACUUCAGUAAAGAUCACAAAUAUUACAAAAUUUUCAAUAAAAACACCCUCAAGUUGAGUUAUUCAUGUAGCACAAACAUCCGAAACAUCAUAAAGGGACAUAAUAAAAAAGUUCUCACUUCCGAAGAAAGGCAAAAACAACAACCUUGCAAUUGCCGGGAUAAGUCCCAGUGUCCACUGAAUGGUGACUGCUUAGCUACAUGCAUCAUCUACAAAGCGGAAGUCAAAUACGUAGACAAAGAGGAAUUUUACUACGGCCUAUGCGAAGGCGAAUUUAAAGAAAGGUUUAACAACCACAAAAAGUCAUUUCGACACGAGAAAUACAGAAACGAAACCGAAUUGUCGAAAUUAAUUUGGAGAUUAAAAGACGACGGAACAGACUUUAAAAUAUCAUGGAGCAUUGAAAAACGUGCAACAUCAAGUAUAUAUAUAUGUUAUUUUGUGGGUGUUAUAUUUGGUUUCUUAGAUUUUGUUCUACUAUAUAUAGAUUCAAAAUCUUGGAAAAACAUUAUUUUUGAUAUGGAACUACAACAAUUAUGAAAGACAAAAAAUAUAUAUGCAACAAAAAAUACAUAUAUGCUACAAAAAUAAUAUGCGCAACAAAAAAGCAUGUGUUCAGAGCAAGCCCAAAUAUCAGUCUGGUCCUGUCUUUUGUGCAUUUAGUUUUUUGCAUUUAGUUUUUGUGAAGUUUAUUUCCGGAUGGCUGGUGAUGAAGGAGAACUGAGAAAGAUAAUCAGAGAGAAAAUUGAAAAUAGCAACAGAACAAAUAACACUCCACGUCAUAUAUAUCAUAGAACUCAAGGACUUAUUAAUGAUGCAGUACUCAGUUGCACUCAUGGUUUCAGAAGUAGUUUUUCACCCAGCACUUUAUCGGCAACAACAAGCUCCAGCUCACCAUCUGCUACUACUGCUGUGUAUUUACCUGAAACUUUUAAGAAAAAGCAAAAAUUUUCACCAGGACACCCAUACCGCCUUACAGCUGUUCAUUCAAAAAAAAGAGUGAUGUUACUAAGCUAUUGAAAUCUGUUGAAGUUUGGCUUCUUGAUGUCCAUGGAUUUGAGGAUUCAAAUCCAGAGGAGGAAAGACCUUCCUUUGGGGUGAAGAAGUGUAGUAGAAUAUUCUGCCCCCCCCUAGAUUAUUCUGCCCCCCCCCCGUAGUUGUGACUAAUUACUUUUAGUAGCAGCUAUUUGUCCGGCAAGGCAGUUCGGCAAGGAAGCGAAGGAAGGUUAGUUGAAUGUCAAAAAUAAUCUCUGACUUUGGUUUUUUAUAAUACGAAUUAAUCAAAUUGGUAUAAAAAAGGAGUCAAAGAUGUAUUCAAAGUUAAAAAUAGCCAAAUUCAUACUCUCUUAGGAAACGAAAAUGUUGACUGGCAGUUAAUGGCAAAGUUUUGGUUGUGGUCAGCUAGCUGCACAAGCUGUAUCUAGCUACCCUUGGUGUCUGUUUUUUAUCAGAGAUGUCUAAAUAUUGCCAUGACCAGAAAUUACUUUGCAGAAAAGCUAUCAUCGUCACGAACUACCAACUGCCCUCAGCAACAUCUGAAGCUACAUCAAGUUUGGUUUCUGAUGCAGAACAACUAGUGAAUGAAUUGCUGAAAGCUGAUGAUAG
Messenger RNA from Hydractinia symbiolongicarpus, 2533 nucleotides. RefSeq lists its product as uncharacterized. The transcript is spliced from 2 exons. The coding region runs from base 11 to 1468 and encodes 485 amino acids. Lineage: Eukaryota; Metazoa; Cnidaria; Hydrozoa; Anthoathecata; Hydractiniidae. The record is from RefSeq and is a predicted model, not a curated record.